CCUUUUUUUUUUCCAGACCAAACAUAAAAUGGCUCUGCCAAAAAGAAUUGUUAAAGAAACAGAACGUUUACUAGCCGAUCCAGCUCCAGGCAUUUGUGCAACGCCUCAUGAAGAAAACUUACGUUACUUUGAUGUUGUUAUUGCCGGUCCAAGUCAAUCACCUUUUGAAGGUGGUGUGUUUCGUUUAGAGUUAUUCUUACCUGAAGACUAUCCUAUGGGUCCACCUAAAGUUCGCUUCUUGACGAAAAUCUACCACCCCAAUAUUGAUAAACUCGGUCGUAUUUGCUUAGAUAUUCUCAAAGAUAAAUGGUCGCCUGCACUUCAAAUUCGCACUGUUUUACUUUCUAUACAAGCAUUAUUAUCUGCACCCAAUCCUGAUGAUCCAUUAGCUAAUGAUGUUGCUUCUCACUGGAAAGAAGAUGAAAAGGGCGCUAUUGAACAAGCUCGUCAAUGGACUGCCAUGUAUGCUCAUUCUUAAUAAAGUUUUAGUUCAAUUUGACAGACAAU
Rhizopus microsporus ATCC 52813 is the source of this 507-nucleotide messenger RNA. Its product is annotated as putative ubiquitin-conjugating enzyme E2. The transcript is spliced from 5 exons. Gene Ontology annotation, molecular function: ubiquitin conjugating enzyme activity. The record is from RefSeq and is a predicted model, not a curated record. Lineage: Eukaryota; Fungi; Mucoromycota; Mucoromycetes; Mucorales; Rhizopodaceae. Gene Ontology annotation, biological process: DNA damage tolerance; protein K63-linked ubiquitination. Gene Ontology annotation, cellular component: nucleus. Bases 29 to 478 code for a protein of 149 amino acids.